This is a messenger RNA of Brassica rapa (field mustard), 2591 nucleotides long. Its product is annotated as thaumatin-like protein 1. Lineage: Eukaryota; Viridiplantae; Streptophyta; Magnoliopsida; Brassicales; Brassicaceae. The record is from RefSeq and is a predicted model, not a curated record.
UUUUGAAAGAAGAUCAAUAUUUUACUUUCAGGAUUUAUAUUAGGGCUCUUUAUAUUAUGCAAUUGUAAGUUAUAAAUAUCAAUUUAAAAAUAAAAUAAAAUGCAAAUUAAGAUUGUUAAAUUUAUAUCUACUAUAUUUAGUGUAUAUCUACAUACAAAUAAAUAAUAGCCGUGCAUAGCACGGGAGAUAUACUAGUAUGUAUAUGAAACUGAAGCACCACAACAACUCUCACCGAUUCAAUUGAUCUCUGCUCUCAAAGAUGGGAUUCAUUAAAGUCUCUUCCUUUCUCUUUGUGAUCUUCUUUCUCAUUAAUGGCGGUUCCUCCACCACUUUCACAGUCGUUAACCAAUGCAACUACACUGUUUGGCCGGGACUUCUCUCUGGCGCCGGAACUGCUCCCUUAUCCACUACCGGUUUCUCCUUAAACUCAUCCGAGUCACGGGUCAUCUCCAUACCCGCCUCCUGGUCCGGCCGCAUAUGGGGUCGCACGCUCUGCAGUCAAAACCCCACCACCGGUAAAUUUACUUGCGUCACAGGCGACUGCGGCUCAUCCAAAAUCGAAUGCUCAGGCGCCGGCGGCAAACCUCCGGCUACACUAGCAGAGUUCACACUCAACGGCGCCAGUAAUCUUGAUUUCUUCGACAUCAGCCUCGUCGACGGUUACAACAUCCCGGUGACGAUCGUUCCUCACGGUGGAGCAGCCGGAGUUGGUAAAUGCAUGGCCGCGGGUUGUGCGGCGGAUCUCAACGUAGUUUGUCCACCUCAGCUGAAACUAACGAUGGAAGACGCGGCUGGAGUGGCUGUGGCGUGCAAGAGCGCUUGCGAAGCGUUUGGAACGCCGGAGUUUUGCUGUAGCGGCGCGUUUGGAACGCCGGACACGUGUAAGGCGAGUGAGUACGCUGGUUUCUUCAAAAAAGCUUGCCCGACGGCUUAUAGCUACGCUUAUGACGAUGGGACAAGCACCUUUACUUGCUCCGGCGCUGAUUACGUCAUCACUUUCUGUCCUUGACGUUAUAUAUCCUGUUCUGUUUUGUUUCCCUUUUUGCUAGGAUUUAGCAUCUUUUUUUUUUUUUUUUGGUAAACGGAUUUAGCAUCUUUAUUGCCAAAAGUUAUUAAAACAAAUAUCUAAAUAAUAUACCAUAUUAUCUAUAUAUAUUAUUUUACAUUUCAAAUAAUACACGUGUUUUGAUGGUAUUUCAUGGAGUUAAGUUCUAAAUUUUUCUUAUUCUCUAUUUUGCUUUAAAAACUAUUUAAUGUUUAGAUAUUUUAUGAAAAUUUUAUUAUAUAAAUCUUGACUCUUUAAAAUUGUUAAUUAACAUGAUUGCAAUGUGUGUCAAUAAAAGAAUAUUGGAUUGUGAUAUGUGUUUAUAAAAACAUGUCAUUAUUUGAAAAUAACCUUUUCUAAAAUUCAAAAUAAAAUAAAAUUUUAAAUAUAUAUUUUUCCUUUUCUAAAUCCUACCCAAAAAAAAUUGCUUUUUCUUUUCUUUUUAAAUCCUGACAAAAAAUAAAUGUAAAAACUUAUUUAUUAGUAAUUUUUAUUUUCAAGAAUUUAAUGACAAAUUUGAUACUAAAAAUUAUUUAAUUAAAAAGAAAAAAUAUUAGUUAUAUUGAAAUUUUUUUUUUGAAAAUGCAACCUCUAAAAAUAGUUAACAUUAACUGAAAAUAAUUAUCUGAGAGUAAUUUUAUUUUUCUAAAUCCAAUACAAAAGAUAAUUGUAAACAAUUAGGUAAUAUUAAUUUUAUUUUUCUACAAUUCUAAAAAAUACAGUAAAAGAGUAUUUGAUAGUAGUUUUCCUUUAAAAAAAAACUAAAUCAAAUUACUAUUGAAUAAGUUUGUAAACUUUUCUGUUUGUUAGGAUUUAAAAAAAAAAAACUAAACAACAUUAGUAGUUGGCCAAACCUGGAAAAUACCAUAACUUGGAAAACUACUUGAAAUCCAAAAUGGGAAAUUAAUUUACCUGAAAUACUAUAACGUGGAUACCACUUUUUAAUAUUACCUUCAAGCUAAAAUACCAUAACUUUUAAAUUUAUGAUUUAGUGAUUAUUAAUUAGGAUUUAGUAUUUAACAGUGAGGUUACACAACUUCUGUGAACGUGUGAUGAUGCUAGUGAUUAUUAUUCUUUUUAAAUGAUUAUAAAUUAUUGAAACCUAAAUAUUUCACAUUAAAAAAAAUCGUUGCUGUAAAAUUUUGUUACACAAAUAUGCAAAUAAUCAUAAAAUCAUAUGAGUAUAAACCUCAUUCAAUAAAUAUCCAUAUUAAAAGUAUAUUAUAUAUCUAUGGUAAUAUUAUUUAAAUUUAAUUAUAUAUCAUAUACAAUAGUCAAUAGAUAAGAUUUAUUGUUUUGAUUUAUUUACCCUAAAAUGAUUGUGAAUAAACACGACCGGUCGUUUGAUUUAUAUGCACAAGCCAAUUUAUUACAUAAUAGUAACUAAUUUCUUAGUUAAUUAAUAUAUAAUUAUUAUUUUAUUAUUUCACAAUAUGCAGAAAAUAUAAAAUAAGUAAUAAAUAUAAAAUAUUUAUUAUGCACAAAAUAAAAUAUUCAAGUCAAUAUUUAUAUCAAGCAAUAAACAAAAUGAAAAAAAUGAGAAAAA